AUGCCACAGAAGGGGUGGCAGGCAGAUCAGGGGACAGAAGGCUUGUUGCUAAAAUCCUGCCGAGACAUUUCAGAAGGCAAGCGUCUCCACAACCAAAUCACCCGCCAAUUGCCUCACGAUCGCUACUUGGGCAAUCUCUUGAUCCAAAUGUAUGGCAAGUGCGCGGAUCCCACUUCUGCGCUGUUUGUCUUCCAAUGCAUCCAACAUCGAAAUCUCUUCUCCUGGAGCCUUUUGAUCACUGCGCUUGCGCAGAACGGAUCAAUUCUGGAAUGCAAAUUUCUGCUCGAGAAAAUGCCACAAAGAGAUCUUGUGGUUCUGAACACCGUCGCAGUUGCAUAUGCCCAAACUGGGUAUUUUGAUUUGUGUAAGAACCUGUUUGACAGUAUGCCACAGCGAGAUCUUAUCGCAUGGACGGCUCUUUUCCGCGCCUAUUCUUUACGAGGUUAUCUCCAAUCCGCUGAGUAUAUCUAUCUCAAGGUUCCAAGCUAUGACGUCAUGUUUUCCAACGCUAUGCUUGUAGCAUAUGCCCACUUUGGGCAUAUUGAUAUGGCAAGGGACGCGGACGAGAUCUUUCAAUCCAUGCCCGAGAAAAAUGUGGUGAGUUGGAAUUCUCUUGUGACUGCUCUUCACAGGCGGGGGAAUCUGGAGCAAGCCGAGACCACGUUUGAAUCCAUGGCCGAGAAGACAAUCUCAUCGUGGAACUCGAUGAUCACAGGCUACGCUUCCAACGGCGAGCUCGAGGAAGCCAUGAAAAUUUUCCAUUCGAUGCCCAGGAGAAACGCCAUCUCUUGGAACUCCCUCUUAGCAGCCUGUGCAAGGGAUACUAAAUGCUCGAGCGAUGAAGCUGAAAAACUUUUCCACGGAAUGCCAGGAAGAACGAUGGUUUCCUUCAACACCAUGAUAGCUGUGUUCUCGCAAAAUGGAAAUCUCGAUCUGGCGAGGAAAGCCUUUGAUGAUGUUCCGGAAAAGAACCUUAUCUCCUGGACAGUUCUCAGCGCUGGAUUUGCCCAGCACGGCCGAGCAGAUAAUGCCAUGAAUCUCUUCAAACAAAUGGACGUCGAAGGCUUAGAACCUGAUGAGAUUUGUUUCCUCACCGUUUUUCUUGCAUGCAGCCAUGCAGGAAAGCUGAGCGAGAGCUUCCUGUUCUUUCUGGCUAUGGUGGACGACUACCAACUUUUGCCAAUAGCAGAGCACUAUUUCUGCUUGAUAGAUGUUUUGGCACGAAAUGGAAGGCUGGACGAGGCCGAGGACUUGAUCCAAAGCCUGCCAAAUCGAGAGAACAAUGUCCAGUGGAUGACUCUUUUGGGGGCUUGCAAGACACAGAUUGACAUUGGUCGAGCAAAUCGAGCUGCUGGACUUGUCAUCAACUAUGCUCCAAAGGUUUCUUCUGCUGGUUACAUUCUUUUGUCCCAAGUUUAUGCUUUAACUGGUAUUAGCUUAGGAGUAAAUUCUAAGUAA
Molecule: messenger RNA, 1458 nt
Organism: Selaginella moellendorffii
Lineage: Eukaryota; Viridiplantae; Streptophyta; Lycopodiopsida; Selaginellales; Selaginellaceae
Product: pentatricopeptide repeat-containing protein At2g35030, mitochondrial-like
Exons: 3
Coding region: 1-1458 (485 amino acids)
Biological process (GO): RNA modification
Molecular function (GO): protein binding; RNA binding
Source: RefSeq, a predicted model, not a curated record